Messenger RNA from Fraxinus pennsylvanica, 2583 nucleotides. Lineage: Eukaryota; Viridiplantae; Streptophyta; Magnoliopsida; Lamiales; Oleaceae. The record is from the annotation of a GenBank genome assembly.
AUGGCGUCUAUUGGGACCUUUCAAAUUGCGGUGGACAGUUCUAUACUUCUUAACGGUAGAAAUCGCCAUCGACCCAUGAUUCCUAUACUUGCAUACAGGCCAAAAAAAUUUGUUGAUGCUGGGGGUUUGUCUAAUUGCCAUACAGCUGGAUUUUCAAGAAUUUUGAGUGAAGAUAAUGUUGGGAGAUUAUCGUUACAUUGUGGAAGUGUAGGGUGGAGAUCGAGGAUAAAGUUCGUACAGGCGACAGGGAAGGGAUCAGAGGAAGCUGAGAGUGGUGAUGAAGAAGAUGAUGCUUUACAGGUCACAACUGAAAAGAGCAAGAAGGUUCUGGACAUGCAAAAAGACCUACGAAAACAGAUUGCAGAAAGAGAGAAUCCAGAAAGCGAUGAAUUGCCUUAUAAGGAGAGUAAUGGAAAAUUUUCAAUUAUUGGCAUUGCAACAACUGAAGGUGAUAAGAACAAUGAAAACCUUGAUGAUGACAGCUUGCCCACUAGCGGCGUUCACUCAGCUGUACAUGAUGUGAAUGAAAACCUAGCUUCCAGUGAAUAUUCAUUUGACACUAUGACACAACCUGGAAAAGACGUGCCUCAUAAUGAGAUUUCCUUUCAGCCAAAACUCGAUCAACAUUUGAAAGUCACUACUUCAGAGUCAGUUCAAUCUCAGGAAGUGCCAUCUGUUCCUCCGAGAUCGUCUGUGUCACCCAGUCCAGAGCCUUUUCCAAAUAAGGAUUCUUACAAGUGGGUGAACAACAAUGCAGAGACCAUAAUAACAGGUUCAGAGACCUCCACCAAAGUAGACCCAGACAAGUUAAAGGAUGCUAAUGUGGGGAAUACCUUUUUAUAUGAUGCACCAUCAAGCCUGAAAUAUGAGACUAAUAAAAAUGCUAAACAAUCAAGUCUAGAGGACACAAGUGUUAAAGUCCAAGAUCCCACAGGCGAAGAUGUGAAACCCCCUCCACUGGCUGGUCCCAAUGUAAUGAACAUAAUAUUGGUCGCUGCAGAAUGUGCUCCUUGGUCUAAAACAGGUGGGCUUGGAGAUGUCGCUGGAGCUUUACCCAAGGCUUUGGCUCGACGUGGACACAGAGUCAUGGUUGUAGCACCUCGUUAUGGUAACUAUGCUGAACCUCAACAUUCAGGAGUUCGGAAAAUGUAUAAAAUAGAUGGCCAGGAUUUGGAGGUGACGUACUUCCAGACCUACAUUGAUGGUGUAGAUUUUGUUUUUAUGGAUAGUCCUCUGUUUCGGCAUAUAGAAAAUAAUAUUUAUGGAGGGAACCGUGUGGAUAUUUUGAAGCGUAUGGUUUUGUUCUGCAAAGCUGCUGUUGAGGUUCCUUGGCAUGUUCCAUGUGGUGGGGUCUGCUAUGGAGAUGGAAAUUUAGUUUUCAUUGCAAAUGAUUGGCACACUGCUUUACUGCCAGUGUACCUUAAGGCAUAUUACCGUGACAAUGGAUUGAUGAAAUAUACGAGAUCCAUUCUUGUGAUUCAUAAUAUUGCGCACCAGGGCCGUGGUCCUGUGGAUGAUUUUUCCUACAUGGGUCUUCCGCCACACUACUUAGACCUUUUUAGGUUGUAUGAUCCGGUUGGAGGAGAGCACUUAAACAUCUUAGCAGCAGGUCUGAAGACGGCAGAUCGUGUACUUACAGUUAGUCAUGGAUAUUCUUGGGAGCUAAAAACCCCUGAAGGCGGCUGGGGUCUACAUGGGAUUAUAAAUGACAAUGAUUGGAAAUUUUGUGGAAUUGUAAAUGGUAUCGAUACAAAGGAUUGGAACCCCGAAUUAGAUAUUUACCUACAAUCUGAUGGGUAUAUGAACUACUCCCUCAAUACUCUGCAGACUGGGAAACCCCAGUGCAAGGCAGCAUUGCAGAAGGAGCUUGGUUUGCCUGUCCGUGCUGAUGUCCCGUUGCUUGGUUUCAUUGGGAGACUUGAUGGUCAAAAAGGUGUUGAUCUGAUAGCAGAAGCGGUUCCCUGGAUGAUGGGCCAGGAUGUGCAGUUGGUCAUGUUGGGCACUGGUAGGCCGGAUCUUGAACAGAUGCUUAUACAGUUUGAGGCCCAGUACAGCGACAGAGUUAAGGGGCGGGUUGGUUUCUCUGUGAAGACAGCUCACCGGAUAACUGCUGGUGCAGAUAUACUUCUGAUGCCAUCAAGAUUUGAACCUUGUGGACUGAACCAGAUGUAUGCUAUGUGUUAUGGGACAAUUCCAGUCGUUCAUGCAGUUGGUGGACUAAGAGAUACGGUGCAGCCUUUCAACCCUAUUGAAGAGACGGGGCUUGGAUGGACUUUUGCAAGGGCUGAGACAAAUGAACUGAUCAAUGCGUUAGGGAACUGCUUACUAACCUAUCGACAAUACAAAAAGAGUUGGGAGGGUCUCCAGAGACGGGGAAUGAUGCAGGAUCUAAGUUGGGAUAAAGCUGCUCAAAACUACGAGGAAGUACUUAUUGCUGCCAAGUACCAGUGGAGAAUAUGCCUCGCUGCAGACGGCGCAGAUUUGCAACGCUGUCGCCUGGCCGACAACAAAUGGGCUGGGUCUAUGUUGCGUGUAGUACUGCAGUCGCCGCCGAUGAACCUUCGCGAUGCUGCUGCAAAUUAG